Molecule: messenger RNA, 1575 nt
Organism: Homalodisca vitripennis (glassy-winged sharpshooter)
Lineage: Eukaryota; Metazoa; Arthropoda; Insecta; Hemiptera; Cicadellidae
Gene: Fnta
Product: protein farnesyltransferase/geranylgeranyltransferase type-1 subunit alpha
Exons: 8
Coding region: 175-1158 (327 amino acids)
Biological process (GO): protein farnesylation; protein geranylgeranylation
Cellular component (GO): CAAX-protein geranylgeranyltransferase complex; protein farnesyltransferase complex; cytoplasm
Molecular function (GO): CAAX-protein geranylgeranyltransferase activity; protein farnesyltransferase activity
Source: RefSeq, a predicted model, not a curated record
UACAAAACUGUUUGUUUUAUUUACAGAUUAUACUCAAUAUUGUCUCCGUAAUGGUUGUAAUGUAGAUGACAAAUACGAAAACUAAUUUUAGGUUAUGUUAAACUUUGUAUUACGGUGGUUUUAGUUAUCUGAGUGAGGGUGUACUUAGUGUAAGAACUUGGCCAACCGCAACUGAUGGGUGACAGCAGCCCAGAUCUGGACUCCGGAGAGGAGAGCAGUACGUUGUACAAGGAUAGGCCAGACUGGGCGGACAUCAAGCCUCUACCUCAGGAUGAUGGGCCAGUCCCCAUUGUGGCAAUUGCAUACUCAGAAAAAUUUCGAGAUGUGUACGACUACUUCCGAGCAAUAUUGAAGAAGAAUGAGAUGUCAGAGAGAGCAUUACGGUUGACUGUGGACGCACUGAACCUGAACCCAGCUAAUUACACAGUGUGGCAGUUCAGAAGAGAAAUCUUGAAAGCCUUAAACAAGGAUUUGAAUGUUGAGUUGGAACAUGUGGAAAACGUAAUAGAAGAAAAUCCAAAAAAUUAUCAGGUUUGGCAUCAUCGUAAAGUGAUAGUUGAGUGGAUUGGACAGCCCGGACAGGAGUUAGAAGUAACGGCUGAGAUUUUACGAGGAGACGCCAAGAACUAUCAUGCCUGGCAACACCGACAGUGGGUCAUCAGCACGUUCAAACUGUUUGACAACGAGAUGGACUACGUCAAUCAUCUGAUAGAAAAAGAUAUCAGGAACAACUCAGCAUGGAACCAGCGAUAUUUUAUCGUUAACCACGCAUCUAACUUCCAUCCAGAUGUCAUUGCUUCAGAGAUAACAUAUACACUAAAUAAAAUUAAACUAGUUCCAAAAAAUGAAAGCCCGUGGAAUUACUUACGAGGAUUAUUAUUACACUGUGAUGCUGGAUUGAGUGAGCCCAAGGUACUUAGCUUCUGUAAUACCCUGUACACAGAGGGUUGCCGCUCUGCGCACCUGCUUGCGUAUCUGGUAGAUGCUGCGAUAGAACGCGCAGAGAGAGGUCAGGGCGAUAACAGCAGUGUAGCUGACAGCGCCAGGAAGAUGUGUCAAGAAUUGGCGGAGAAGUACGACCCAAUUCGAGCUGCUUACUGGAAAUAUGUGGAACGGACCUUGGACCACGUCUCGAUGCCAAAUUCCGUAUCACCCUAACUGACAAUUUGAAUCAAAAUACAAAUCAUGCUUUUGCUAUAUUGCUUUUUUAAAUUAUCCAACGAAGAACAUUUGAAAGUUACAAAUGAUAAGUUAUUGUAACGCUCUUUAAUCUUUAUGUUAAUCAGCAGUUGUAAUAUUUAUACAUAUAUAUAUUUUUACGAUCACGUAUUUUGUACAAAGUUAUAUUAAUUAUAUUUUUUAAUGUUCACUAUUAAGAGGCUUUCAUUCUUCAAUCAAUUUAUUGUGCCAUAAAUUUAAAGCAUGUGUAAAUGUUGGUAAAAUAAAUUUAAAAAUUAUUUUUUCAUAUAAAUUUUGUUUUGUAAUUUAUACUGAACAAGUCUAUUAUUAGAUGUGUUUAAGUGCAUGUUCUUUAUCAUAUUAUUAUUAUUAUUACAAAUAAAUAAAUCAUAUAUU